Messenger RNA from Oryzias latipes (Japanese medaka), 6143 nucleotides. RefSeq names its product tenascin Cb (gene tncb). Gene Ontology annotation, molecular function: protein binding. The record is from RefSeq and is a predicted model, not a curated record. Gene Ontology annotation, biological process: neuron projection development; regulation of cell adhesion. NCBI's taxonomy places the organism in Eukaryota, Metazoa, Chordata, Actinopteri, Beloniformes, Adrianichthyidae.
CUUUCCAGCCUUGAGGCGUCCCGUUUCAGCUCCUUCGCUUUUAGUCACAAUGCUGCGAAGAGGCUGAAUGGGUGGGGUGGAGGGUGCUGGCACUGAGGGGGCAUUUAAGAGAGCAGUAGGUGGGAGUGGAGUCUGACUGCAGAGGGUCUCCUGCUGAAGGGCUUUCAGUCAGUUGCUCUGUGCCGACAUCCGCUCUGGAGACGGCGGAGGAGAUGACAGAGCUGUGAGAACGUCUGCAGGAUUAGCUGCCGAGACUGUCUUCAGGCUCGCUUCAGCCGCGUUCACUCAUCGUCUGGAGGAUUGGUUUGAAUAUUUCACACUCUGUUGUGACUUUCUCUGAGGCUGCAGCGUGACACAGUUCCCAUGGAGAUGAGAGGAUUCCUGUUGUGCUGCUUUACCGCAGCCUUACUAAGUCAGCUAUCGACUUGUGGCUUGAUCAAGAAGGUGAUUCGCCACCAAAGGGAGGCCCUGAUGCCCAAGAACACCCAGGAAAACCUCACGCUGCCCCACCCUGACCAGCCAGUAGUGUUUAACCAUGUCUACAACAUCAAUGUCCCGUCCACUCCACUCUGCUCCGUGGACCUAGACUUGCCUGGAGGAUCCAGAUCGAAGAAUGCUGGCAUGGAUGUGCAGAAUAGUGAUCAAAUGGAGCACACGCUGGAUGACAACAACCAGAUUGUAUUUACCCACCGCAUUAGCAUCCCCAAACAAGCCUGUGGCUGCGACAACCAGCUGCCAAACAUUAAAGAUAUCCUGAGCCGGCUGGAAAUGUUGGAGUCAGAGCUGUCAAGCCUGAGGGAGCAGUGCAGCAGUGGGGCGGGCUGCUGCGGAGCUCAAGUUACAGGUGAGCUGUCCACAAAGCCGUACUGUAACGGGCGUGGAAACUGGAGCACGGAUAGCUGCAGCUGCACCUGUGAACCUGGAUGGAAGGGCCUCAACUGCACAGAGCCAGAGUGCCCCAAUGACUGCCAGGAUCAGGGGCGCUGCGUGGAUGGUCAGUGCGAGUGCUUCGAAGGUUUCACCGGGGACGAUUGCAGCAUCGAAAUCUGCCUGAUGGACUGUGGUGACUAUGGCCACUGCGUGGAAGGGUCCUGUCUCUGCGAGGACGGCUUCAUUGGUGAAGACUGCUCCCAGACCAACUGCCUCAACAACUGCCUUGGGCGUGGGCACUGUGUGGAGGAUGAAUGUAUUUGUGACCAUCCAUGGACGGGAUCCGAUUGCUCUGAUCUCAUCUGCCCCAAUGACUGCUAUGACAGAGGACAAUGCAUCAAUGGGACUUGCUACUGUGAAGAGGGGUUCACUGGAGAGGACUGUGGUGAGCUAACCUGUCCUGCCAACUGCAACAACCGCGGCCAGUGUGUAGAUGGCCAAUGUGUUUGUCAGACGGGCUACAGUGGGGAAGACUGCUCAAAGCUCACCUGCCCAAAGAACUGCCACGAAAGAGGCCACUGCUUCAAUGGGAAGUGUAUCUGUGAUCCUGGGUUUGAGGGGGAGGACUGCUCCAUCCUCUCCUGUCCUGACAAUUGCAGCAACAAUGGCCAGUGUAUUAAUGGGGAAUGCAUAUGUGACAUUGGAUACCAGGGUGAAGACUGCAGCGAGCUGUCCUGCCCCAACAACUGCCAAGAAAAAGGACGCUGCAUCAAUGGGCAGUGCAUGUGUGAAAAAGGCUAUGCAGGGGAAGACUGCAGCACCAAGACCUGUCCCAGAGACUGCAUGGGCAGAGGAGACUGUGUGGAUGGGAAGUGUGUGUGUCUUGUGGGCUUCACAGGCAAAGACUGCAGUGAGCUCACAUGUCCCAACGACUGCCAGGACCAAGGCCAGUGUAUAAAUGGACAGUGUGUUUGCCACCAGGGUUUUACUGGUGAGGACUGCAGCGAGAAGACGUGCCCCAGCAACUGUCUGGACAGAGGGUCCUGUGUAGAUGGCAGCUGCAUCUGUUACAAGGGCUUCACCGGAACAGACUGCUCUGAGCCAACUUGCCCAGGAGACUGCCAGAACCACGGGAGCUGUGAAAAUGGAGUCUGUGUUUGUGAUGAGGGCUUCGUUGGAGACGACUGUUCUAAUGUCUCUCCACCCAAGGACUUGACAGUGGUGGAGGUCACUCCAGAAACUGUUGACCUCUCCUGGGAGAAUGAGAUGCAUGUCACAGAGUACCUCAUCACCUAUUUGCCCACGGCUCCUGGAGGUCUUGAGCUAGAAAUGCGGGUGCCUGGCGACCAGAAGGAGGCAACUAUUCAAGAGCUGGAGCCUGGUGUGGAGUACCUGAUCAGCGUCUAUGCUGUACUCAGCAACAAGAAGAGUGUCCCUGUCAGUGCUCGGGUGGCUACAAAUCUUCCUGAGCCUGAGGGUCUAAAGUUCAAGUCAGUAAGGGAAACAUCAGUGGAGGUGCAAUGGGACCCCCUGGAUAUUCCUUUUGACGGCUGGAAUCUGAUCUUCAGGAAUACGAAGGAGGACGAUGGUGAGAUUCUGAACUCCCUUGGCCGCCCAGAGACUGUCUUUGAGCAAUCAGGCCUGGGUCCAGGCCAGGAAUAUGAGGUCAAGCUAGAGGUGGUGAAGAACAGCAAGCGUGGUCCUCCAGCCUCCAAAAGCGUUGUCACAAUGAUUGAUGCCCCACGCCAUGUGGAUGUCCGUGACGUGACCGACAACACAGCGUUGGUCACCUGGUUCCAGCCUGUGGCAGACGUGGACGGGAUCAGCAUCUCCUACGGGCCAAACCUGGAUCCUGCCAAUCGCAGGGCUGUAGAACUCCCCCCCACUGACACUCAGUACCAUCUCGGAGGCCUUUCUGCUGACACCCAGUAUGAUGUGUCUCUGAAAGCAAGGAAAGGUGAUCAGAGCAGCAGCCCCGCCCACCAUUCCUUCCUCACAGACCUGGACCCCCCCAGGGACUUGAAGACAGUGGAGCUGACUGAUGAGAGCAUCACUCUGGAGUGGGAAAACAGCCGAGCUCAGGUGGACAACUAUCGCAUCAAGUACGGACCUCUGUCUGGAGGCGAGCACAGAGAAAUGCUUUUCCCUUCUGGACUCAAAACGUCCACCCAGGCCAAAAUUUCAGGCCUGAAACCGGGAACGGAGUAUGGCAUGGGCGUGACAGCUGUGAGGGGAGAGCGGGAGAGUUUACCUGCAACCACCAACGCGGUGACAGCUCUGGAUGCUCCUAAAGACCUGACUGUGGCCGAGGUGACUGAGACCUCCAUGUUGCUGCGGUGGAAGCAUCCGCUUGCCAAGCUGGACUCCUACAGGCUGGUCUAUGUGUCAGCAGAGGGUCACAGGACUGAGGAAGUCCUGCCUGCUGGCUCUGAAUCCUACACCAUGAAGAGUUUGACCCCUGGCAUGUUGUACACCAUCAGCAUCAGCGCAGAGAGGGGCCACAGGACCAGCGUACCUGUAACUGCUUCAGCACCCACAGAAGAGCAGAUGCCGGAAGUGACCAAUGUCACAAUCAGUGACAUCUUGUGGGAGAGCUUCACCCUGUCUUGGUCUGUAGAGGACGGGCCCCUUGAUGCCUUUGUGAUUGAGGUGAUUGACGCAGAAGCAGGCACUGGGUGGCAAAACCACAGCAUACCCGCCAACACUCGCAGCCUCGCCGUCUCCGGCCUCCUCCCCAGCACCUGGUACAGAGUGACUCUGUAUGGGGUGCACAGGGGGGAGCUUUUAGAGCCUACUUUUGCUGACACUAUUACAGAGACCGAACCGAAGGUGCAGGGACUAAUAGUCCAUCAGGUCACAGAAGAAACCUUUACUCUGGCCUGGACGGCUGAAGACGAUGCCUUUGACACCUUUGUCAUAAUGGUUAGCCCAGCAGAGGGCCCAGGCCUGUCGAGGGAGGUGGUGCUGGGGGGGCCUGAAAGAAGCGCAGCACUGGUGGAUCUUAUUGAAGACACAGAGUACAAAGUUGAAAUGUUUGGGCUUGUUUUGGGAAAGCGGUCCCAGUCAGUGAUGGAGAGGGUAAGAACAGAACUGGGCCCACCCAAGGCCAUCCACUUCUCUGAAGUGACCGACACAUCAGCCACCGUUCACUGGAUGACUGUGGGAGCUCAGGUGGACAGCUAUUUGGUGACUUAUGUUCCUGCCCAUGGAGGAAACGGUAGGACUCUGACUGUGGACGGCUCUGAGUUUCACUCAGUGCUGCCCAACCUAACUCCUGGGGUCACCUAUGAGGUCACAAUUGUUGCUGUCAAGGGUGAGAGAGAGAGCAAACCUGGAUCUGAAAGCGUCACCACAGCUCUGGAUAAGCCUCGCGGACUGACUGCAGUCAACAUCACCGACUCUGAGGCUCUACUGCUUUGGCAACCUGCCAUUGCCACUGUGGAUGGCUACGUCAUUUCCUACACUGCAGACUCUGGGGUUCCUGUAAUGGUGCGUGUGUCUGGGAAUGUGGUGGAGUUUGAUAUGAGCUCCCUGACACCAGCAACACACUACACUGUGAAGGUCUAUGCUGUGAGGGAUUUAGCCAAGAGUGCAGCCACAACAACAGAGUUCACAACAGAUGUGGACGCGCCCCAGGAGCUGGCUGCCAGUAACAUCCAGACAGAAAAUGCCCUGCUUACCUGGAAACCUCCUCGAGCCAACAUCAGUGCCUACAUCCUUACCUUCGAAGCUGCAGAUGGCGCUAUGCGGGAGGUUUUCCUUAGCCCCACCGCUGUGUCCUACAACAUGGUCCAGCUCAGCGCCUCCACAGAAUACUCCAUCAGGUUGCAGGCCCUAGCUGGUCCCAAGAGAAGCAGAGUUGUCACCACUUUCCUCACCACCACUGGAGUGCUGUACAGACACCCCAGAGACUGUUCGCAGGCUCUGCUGAACGGAGAUGCCACAUCCGGCCUGCACACCAUCUACGUGGGUGGAGAUGAGAAGCAGCCGCUGCAAGUCUACUGCGACAUGAGCACAGAUGGAGGCGGCUGGAUCGUUUUUCUGCGGCGGAAAAGUGGAAAAGUUGAAUUUUUCCGCAACUGGAAGAACUACACAGGCGGCUUUGGAGACAUGAAUGACGAAUUCUGGCUCGGUCUGUCCAACCUGCACAAGAUCACAGCAGGGGGGCAGUACGAGCUGCGAGUUGACCUGAAAGACAAAGGAGAGACGGCUCAUGCACAGUAUGAAAAAUUCUCCGUGUCUGAACCUCGAAGCCGAUUCAAAGUCCAUGUGGGAGGAUACAGCGGAACAGCAGGGGACUCGAUGACUUACCAUCACGGCCGACCGUUUUCCACCUACGACCAUGACAACGACAUUGCUGUCACCAACUGCGCUCUGUCUUACAAGGGAGCCUUCUGGUACAAGAACUGUCACAGAGUCAACUUGAUGGGUCGAUAUGGGGAUAACAACCACAGCAAGGGAGUUAACUGGUUCCACUGGAAAGGCCAUGAGCACUCCAUCGAGUUUGCAGAGAUGAAGAUUAGACCAUCAAACUUCAGAAACCUGGAAGGAAGAAGAAAAAGAUCAUAAGUCUUUUGCAAAGCCCCUACCACGAUCAACAACGUUCCUGUGCUGUCUAGACUCGCCGUAAGACACAUCCGCUUCAAACCACUGUACAUCAACCCCUUCUCCCUAAUGUUAAGGCCUGGCACAUGCCGCCAAAGCUGCAACACUUCACUAAUGCAUCAAAGGGGGUCCCCUUCAGACCCUCUUUUUAGAAGCACCCACAGGAAGGUGUGAGUGCAACUUUGGCAACAUAUACUGCCACUGAUCCACAGCUUCUUCAUGGAAUGGUCUUAGUUUAGGAUCAACAAAAAUGUUUUUUUUUCCUAAAGACACUGUUCCUCAUACAAAACCGGAGAUGUGUACUUGUUUGCCCCAUUAUGUUACUUUGUAUCAGCCACAGUUUGGUGUUUUAAAGUGAAAAAACAAAAAAAAAAAACGAGUCCUGGUUAUAUUUUUAAUGUUUCAUCUUUAAAUGUGAAUAAAGUGAAUUUCUGUGAAGCAAAACAUUAAAAAAAAAUAAAAGAAAAAAGAGCGGUUUGUUUUACAUGAACUGUCCAUAGAUAAGAAUCUGCUCUUUCCAAUCCCCCACCCCACCCCCCACACAGCAUGAAGCUAAACCACUGACCUUCAGAAUAAGUCUGUGUAAUGUAUGUUGGUUUAUAUUGUUUCAAGCUGGGUGAUGUCUCUGUAAACUUUAAGACAAUAAAAAGUUUUGUUAAAAAAAUCAA